GGAAGGUCUGAUAGAUUUCGAGGCGCGCAAUUCGCGUCACAAGAAGGUUUGGUGUGGCGCAGGCGUGCCGACGGACAGCCUCGCAGCCUGCGCCGCAUGCCAUCAUUCAUGAUGUGCACUUUACGCUUGCAAACCUCACCCUACCCACCGAUCGUCCCCGCGCGGUGCGUGCUGAACUAUCGAAUGCCGCAUUCUUCCUCUCCAGACCAUCAUGGCUUCCACAACCCUCCAACCCCUCCAGUUCGCCCCCUGGACCUCCGACAUCGAGCUGGCCUUCUACUCCUCCCUCGCCUCGCUCAAGAUCAACCAUGACAUGCUCAACACCUCCGCGCGUAAAGUGCGCGGGCUCUACGAGAUCAAUCACCGCGAUGCGCCGGAGAGAUCGAUGCGCAUGCAACUCCACGGCACCGCCCUGACCACCGACGAGACUCCGCAGAACUACUACCGUGCAGAAGGCUCGAUCCGCAACUUCAAUACCCCCGAAGAGUUCCACGCAGUUGACAAACUCGCACACAUCCAGCUCGCCGGGCGGACGAUCUGGGAUGCCAUAAGAGAUGGUAGCAUCUACUCUUGUCCCUCCCUGCUCUCCUCCUUCUCCGCCAUAUGCUUCGCCGACCUCAAGAAAUACAAGUUCUCCUAUCACCUCGCAUAUCCUGCCCUGCACUCCGAUCCGCCGUGGAGGCUCGUUGCGCCGGAGGAUAACGCGCAAGGCGGCAUACGCCGGCUGCCAGCAAAAGAUACAGAAGCUCUGGUGGAUGCGGCACAAACUUGGAGAUAUAGUGUUGACGCAAGACAAGCCGGCUUUUUCCUUGCAAAACGAGUACGGAAAGAAAUCCUGGAUCUUGAGCGACAACUCGGGCGGCUAGAUGUUGGCGAGUUGCAGCAGCAAGAGUCGAGUGCAUCGGCGAGUCCUAUAUCACCCCUAUCAAGCCGAAAGUCCAGCCUGAGCGAGUUGGGUUACAUCUGGUCCAUUGCGCCGCUUUCGAGUUAUGAGAACGGCUUUUUCGACAAUGCGAAUGAAGAUGAUCGGUUUGUGUGCUUUGCCGACCCGUCCACAUAUACGUCUGGCCCUGGGUGGAUGCUCAGAAAUCUGCUCGUUCUGGUUCGGCAACGCUGGAAGCUCGACAAAGUCCAGAUUCUGUGUUACAGAGAUACACAUCUCCGGCGGGACUUGCAGAACAGUCUAAUCAUGACUGUACAGUCCGCCGAGCCUGUCAAUGAUAUCACAGAGGAGCGGACAUCGACCAAAGAAGUGCCAAAAGUCACCGGCUGGGAGCGAAAUGAACACGCCCGGAUCUUCUCGCGGACCGUCGAUCUCGCAGCCUACCUCGAUCCGACCAAAUUGGCAGACCAGGCAGUUGACCUGAACCUGAAGCUCAUCAAAUGGCGGAUCUCGCCUUCGAUAGACCUCGAAACCAUCAAGAAAACUUCUUGUCUCCUGCUCGGCGCUGGCACGCUGGGCUCAUACGUCGCUCGUAACCUCAUGGGUUGGGGCGUGCGCAAAAUCACAUUUGUGGAUAACGGGCGGGUGAGCUACUCCAACCCGGUCAGACAACCCUUAUACACAUUUCAAGAUUGUCUGGAGGGCGGGGCGCGAAAAGCGGAACGGGCGGCAGAAGCACUACGCCAAAUCUAUCCUGGUGUUGAGGUGGAGGGCCGUGUGAUGAAUGUCCCCAUGGCCGGACAUCCCAUCACGGACGAGGCGAAAGUGCGAAAGGAGUUUGAGGAUCUCAAAGCUUUGAUCGAAAGUCACGAUGCCAUCUUCCUGCUCAUGGAUACAAGAGAGAGUCGCUGGCUGCCAACUGUGAUGGCCAAGGCGGCUGGAAAGAUCGUAAUCAACGCUGCCUUGGGCUUCGACACGUACAUGGUGAUGAGGCAUGGUCUGCGAUUACGGCGGCCGACAAUUCAUCCAGAAGACAGACAGGCGAGUGAAGUCUCCGUCGAGCAAGUGUCCAAUGAGAUGAGCCCGAUCCGGUCGCCCGAGUCCGGUGCAGUUGAUAUGAAUGGUGGUGCGCAGGGAGCGUCGUUGGUGAGCGUACUCACGGAGCAGGAGAAUGAGGAUAAGGAAGAAGUGGGCUGCUAUUUCUGCUCGGAUGUCGUCGCGCCGGCCGACAGCUUAAAGUCAGCGACACUCGACCAGCAGUGCACCGUCACUCGCCCAGGAGCAGCUCCGAUCGCUUCAGCAUUGGCCGUCGAGCUGCUCGUGUCAAUAACGCAGCACCGCUUGCGAGGCCGAGCGCCUGCUCCCGCUCCAGCAACAACGCAUCAGAUUCAACCUGCUCCGCCGACCGAUCCAUCACUUCCGGACAGCCAUCCUCUCGGAACUGUGCCGCACCAGCUCCGAGGCUACAUGAGCACUUGGCAAACGAUCCAGGUACAUGGUAAAGCGUACGACUGCUGCUCGGCUUGUUCGCCGCCCAUUCUGCUAGCGUAUGAGCGGGACGGAUGGGAGUUUGUGAAGCGCGCACUUGGGGAGAAAGGGUUCGUGGAAGACGUCUCGGGCUUGGCGGAGGUGCAGCGGAAGGCUGAGCAGGCGGAGCGAGAGAUGGAGAGGUGGGAUGAUGAGGACGACGAGUUUGACGACGGAGAGGGAGAGCUGGUAUAAGAUGAUGUUAUGAAUUCAUUCAUUGCCGAUGGGCUGAUGACCAUAUGCGCUCUUCAUAACCAUCCGCGGCAUAUUCGUGACAGGCUCGGCAUGUUCGCAGCCUGAUGCGUGGCGUCGCAUCGCUUACGUAGCGCCUGAUUACAUAAACAUCGC
Neohortaea acidophila is the source of this 2758-nucleotide messenger RNA. RefSeq lists its product as uncharacterized. Lineage: Eukaryota; Fungi; Ascomycota; Dothideomycetes; Mycosphaerellales; Teratosphaeriaceae. The transcript has 2 exons. The coding region runs from base 212 to 2605 and encodes 797 amino acids. Gene Ontology annotation, molecular function: Atg12 activating enzyme activity; Atg8 activating enzyme activity. Gene Ontology annotation, cellular component: cytoplasm; phagophore assembly site. Gene Ontology annotation, biological process: piecemeal microautophagy of the nucleus; cellular response to nitrogen starvation; C-terminal protein lipidation. The record is from RefSeq and is a predicted model, not a curated record.